AUGAAUCUCACAAAAUUCGUUGGUCAAGAUGAAGAUGUGGAUUUCAGUGGAAUUCAAACUGAAAACACUUGCGAGUAUGGCAGCAGACAUGUAGGAGUCAUCUUCUUUGAGCUUUGGUGUCCAUUUGGAUUCGUCUUGGAGAGAGCCAUAGUUCUUACCGAGUUGAAGAACAAAGCUGAACCACCUGAGGAUUGGGUAAGGGACUAUCCCAUCCAUGUUGCUCUACUAGAGCGUUUGCUCUCUCGAAUCCCUUUGGAUCCACCCUCGGCAAAAGAAUUUCUCGAAAGAGGCUAUAUGCCUUUGAAGAAGAAGAAUUCAGUUAGACUAGAAGACUUUGCUAGCUGUAAACGCAUCGAGACUGGUCUGUUUUCGACCAGUCUUCAUGAUAUAGAGAUCUUCAUCAUGUAUUUUCUCCUCAAGACACACAUGGAACCAACUGCGAGUAACCCCUCAUAUCUCACGGGCUUCUUUCAUCCUUUGGCUAGCGAUUAA
Arabis nemorensis is the source of this 492-nucleotide messenger RNA. The record is from the annotation of a GenBank genome assembly. NCBI's taxonomy places the organism in Eukaryota, Viridiplantae, Streptophyta, Magnoliopsida, Brassicales, Brassicaceae.